This is a messenger RNA of Diversispora eburnea, 1104 nucleotides long. Lineage: Eukaryota; Fungi; Glomeromycota; Glomeromycetes; Diversisporales; Diversisporaceae. The record is from the annotation of a GenBank genome assembly.
AUGGCACAAUCCUUUAAUAAUCCAUGGGAAACAGAUCCAAUAAAAUUCUCUUCACAAAUUUCAGAAAUAUGUUUUCAAAAAUAUCAAACAAUUGGUAAACAAGGAAAACCUUUACCUAUUCAAAAUAAAUUGGAGUGGACAAUACUUGCGGGUAUAGUGGCUUGUUUUUGGGAUGAUGCGAGAGAAAAAUAUUAUUUGGAAUGUGUUUCAUUAGGUAAAAUUGGAGAUAUAAUUCAUGAUAGUCAUGCAGAAAUAUUGACUCGAAGAGGAUUUAUCAAGUUGAAAUUAGCUAUAAGAUCAGAAUCAAAAUAUUUUUGCAUGAAAAAUGAACAUUCACCAUUUAUUUUAAAGAAUUCUUCUACAUCUUUUCAUAUGUAUAUAAGUCAAGCUCCUUUUGUUAAAAUAAAAGAUGGAUUUCGAAAAGGGAGAAUAGAUUAUAAUUCUUAUGGAGUGUUAAGGACGAAACCUGCACAAUGGAAUGUAGUAGGGUUACAAUCUGCUCUACUUUCAGAAUUAAUAUCACCAAUUUAUUUAUCAUCAAUUAUUGUGGGUGAUAUGUUUUCUCAAAAAGAUUUAAAUCGAGCAUUUUAUGAACGAAUUCAAAGUUUAACAAAUUUACCAAAUGGAUAUUUAUUAAAUAAACCCACAAUUAUUCCUUCUACAAUGAAAUUUGAAAGGUCCAAAAGUUUUUUGGCUGAAUCUUUUCCCGGUAAAAAUUUAAUUUCAUUAAAUAUAGCAACUGUGUGGAUCAAAGAUUGGAUUUCAGCAGAAAUUCUUAUUUCUGGUAGAAAACAGGGAGCUACUAAAUCCAAAAAUACUGGUUUAUAUUCUACUAAAACUAGGAGUUCAUUUACAAAAUUAAAUCUUUUUCAAAGUAUUGAAUUAUUACUAAAUAAAAUCCCUAAUAAUAACAUUCCUUCUAAAUUAAGACCAUUUAUAGAAUCUCCACAUAAAACUUAUACUUAUUACAAAUUCAAGCAGUUAUGUGAAAAUUAUCAGAUUGCAAAACAAACAUUGAGAUUUCAACAUUUUUGUCAAUGGAUAAAAUGUCCAUAUGAGAUUUAUGAAUCAUUUAAUGUCAAUGGGGAACUAAUUAGUGGAUAA